AUGCUCGAGCUACUGAAGCAGAUCGGCCGUAUCACGCACGUCCUUUCCUGCUGCGUCGAAUUCUGUCUAGCUGCUUCUUCCAAGCCCAAGUUCCAAUGCUGGGUCGAGGGCCUCAUGAUGUCCGGGAUAGAAAUAGUAGGCGUGGUUGCAGCAGCCCUUCAAGUUGCUGAGCUUGGCUCUCGUGUGUCUGUGAAGCUUUGCACCCUCUGUCACAGGACGAGACAUGCGGAUACGGUCAUCAAUGGUCUCUCGAAAGAGGUUGCGCUGACCUGCAACGUCAUGCGUCAGCUGGGUGACAGCCUCAAGGAAGACAAAGAUGCGCAUUUGUACUCUGCAGAGGCGUGUAGCACCGCGGAGACGGUGCUGGACGAAUGCCAGAAGGUUUUCGACGAGAUAAACGAGAUAAUCGACGUUUCGACCAGGUCGAGCUUCCGCCGAAUUGCGUUCGUGCUUGCGGAAGCUCGGCGGGACUCUAACCUGACGGUGCUGAGAAGUAACCUGGAGAAGAUGAAGUCGACAAUGCUCCUGAUGCUCAAUGUCAUCAUAUAUGCCGGACAACUUCGCAGACGAGAAAAAGGUCGAGCGCUUCUUGCGCAGCGCAAACUAAUCACUACGCUUGUAGAAGAAGAUAACGCAAAUGAGGAGAGGUACGAUCGGCUUGGCAGAGCCGUACAGCAGUGCGACGAACUUCAAGGAUAUUAUCAUGUGGUAAAGGCCAUAUUGCAUGAUAUUGAUGCAGCGCAGGACUGCCUUCAAAAGUACCGCUAUCGCAGAAUCCGGAAUGGCAUAGUGAAUGUGCAUAUUGCUGAAAAGCUAGUUCUAAGUCGAAGGUACGGAGAUAAGGUCUCCCAGUACUUCCAAGACCCAUUCUUCGACUUGAUAUCAAAUGAUCCCCCCGGUAUCAGCACACCUUCUAGAGCUCCGUCUUAUCCAACUACCACAGACGGUAGGAGAAUGAAUGGUCAAGUGCGGCAGUAUACCCCCAAUAUACCCACAACUGCCCUACCUGCUCAAUCAUAUGUCCCGAUAGUGCCUCCCCCACCCCGAUUCCCACCAGGUACAGGAUAUGGGCCCUCCAAUGUGACGACCUCUGCACACCAGAGCAUUGGAUAUGAGGCAUGGCGGAAAGAAUCGCUCAAAUGGAUACCUCCACCUCCACCUCCACCUCCACCUCUACUUGCAGAGCGACUUCGACCUCCAGGGCCCCAGACGAGAAGCGCAACCUGGGUCCUCAAGGUGGUACUUUCGGUGGGAGCUAUGGAAUACCAGAGUUCAACUCGCAUACUGCCCUUACGAAUGAAAGCCGGGGGUGCGCACCAACGGGAGAGAGACAGCGACCACCAAACUAUCAACCACAAGGCUACUACCCUCCUCGUGUAG
Messenger RNA from Aspergillus nomiae NRRL 13137, 1380 nucleotides. RefSeq lists its product as uncharacterized. The transcript has 3 exons. Lineage: Eukaryota; Fungi; Ascomycota; Eurotiomycetes; Eurotiales; Aspergillaceae. Bases 1 to 1380 code for a protein of 459 amino acids. The record is from RefSeq and is a predicted model, not a curated record. Gene Ontology annotation, biological process: regulation of DNA-templated transcription.